UUUUCUCCAAAUGCUGUAAUAUAUAGUGGGUGACUUUCUCUCCCGGGUUUUCCCAUCUGGUUUGAGUAGUCAUAUCCCAUAAUGUUGAAAUUGGACACUAAUUAAGAGUACAUUCUUAACCUUUAUAACCCUCCUUUACAAUUGAUUCUAGUUCGAAAUGUAGAACCAGAGCCAGACCACACCCGAUUGUUUUAAUCUUAAAUAGAUAUCGCAUGUAAUUUCAACACUUCCAGGAAUCCGAAGCAUCGCUAUUUAAAAGGGAUAGGCGCCGAGGGAUGUAGUGGCACAUUGGAUGUAGGAAAAGCGGGCGUAUCUUUCCCGGCUGCAGAAGGUAGAGGUUAAACAAAAACUGUGGGAACGGGUCAGAGGAAAGAGGGGGGCGGGAGGAAUGGGAAAGUGUACAGUAGAAAGGCAGGCAGGGUGUUUUCUUAACUUAAAGGAAGAGUUAAAUCAGAAGUCAAUAGCUUAUUGUGAGUUAUUAAAACGAUUGCCCACACCGCCGAGAACUGGGAAACCGAAAGUUAUAUAAGUAUAUAAGACAUAAACAAGAGAAGGAGACCUCGAUGUCGGGAAUAGGACACGGUCUGGAAUAGGUAAGUCAAAGUGUCCGCUUGCCACCAGCCCCCCUCAAUAUUCAAAUUAUAAACAACAAAUCUUUAAUGGUGUGUGUGGCAUACAUGUGCGUUAUAUCAAAGGAGAAGAGAUACUUUGUAUUCAACGUGUCGUACGCGCGUUCCAGGCAGCACGUUCAUGGCGAGAAAUCUGAGCGCACUCGUUCUACAGUCAGAGGUGAAGGAUGGAGGGAGAUACAGAGACAGCAGAGGAGAAGGAGGGUGAUGACACAGAGCUGUCUGGUGAGGAAGCGGUAGGGCAACUUCACCCGAGCGGAGGGUCCUCGGAUGAAGACCAGGACCUACCCAUCAUGCAGUGGGAGGACCUGAGCCUGCGUAUCGCCGAGCUAGAGAAACAGGAGGAGGAGAGGAGGGAGAGGGCAAAGAGUACGAGUGGGUCGGAACAGGGGAGUGUGUCAGGGGGCUGGGCGGAGGAGAGGCAGGGUGGGCUUCGGAGGAGAGAGGAAUGGGAGGAGGAGGACUAUGGAAGGUGUCGAGUUACUGUUUUCUCAUCUAGAUUCCACAAUUACAGAAAUCUACAGUUAUGCUACACCAACAACAGUGAGAGCGAGGAUGAUGAUACGGAGGAGGGGGCUGGCAAAGAGGGUUCUAAAGAGGCAGGUAGCCAUGGUUACCAUCCCUCUGGCCUGAAGCUGGAGGUGAGGGCCGCACUGAGUGCGCUUAAAAACAAGCUGCUCGCUGAACAGAAAGAGAAGGAGCACCUCGCCUGUGUGAUCACUAAGAGGAAGCAUCUGGAAUGCUGUGACCUGCAGAUCUGCUCAAUACAACAGCUCAGUUCCCUCAGGACCUCACUCAACCAUGACAUACACGACCUGAGCUCUGAGUUGGUGGGUCACCUGUUGAUAAGGGACCAGCUGAGGACCAAACAGGAUGCCAUGCUCCUGGAUGUACAGGAUCUGACAUAAUGUUGACCCACAGGUGCACAGGAUGUGACAUCACCACUGCCAUGGACAGGGUACCAGGACAGGAAGUCAUUGUGACCAAUAGUGGAUGAAGUGAUUUUGGCCCAGAUAUGCCACUAUGAGACUGUCAGAAGUAUUGCCAUUGUUGCCUACUCAACAUGAUUUUUCGUAAAGGAGAAAUGUUGAUUAUGAGCAACUGAUGAGCAACAUCUUGGACCGGUGUCAUAAUACAAUCCAUAUUUUUCAGACAGGGUAUGGAUAAAUUUCUCUUCAUCAUCCCCACCUGAUCUUGACCAGCGUAAUAUUCAUCAUCAUUAGUGGAGAGAGUACUGUACUAGGACCUGUUUUGACUUACGCAUGCACUUAACCAAAAAUAUUUAAUAUCAGAAAGAGGGUUUUAAGCCAUUUGUGAUGUUGUUUGAAACAUCUUUAGUAAUAUCUGACUCAUAGUCUUUUGCCUGUGGUAAGAAAGUCCUAUUUAUCUUGGGGGUGUCAGAUGGAGAACCUUCACAGCCAUAUUGUAACCCAACAUUCAAUGAGUUAUAUCAUUUACAUAUAUGAGGGAUACCGCUUUGCAUAAGUUUUAUUGUGUAAGCAUUGCAAUAUCCUUGAUUUACUCAUUUAAGGGAAUUGUCCACUUAUAGCCUGUAUAAAACAAGCUAAGGAGUUACAUAUUCAGGCUAAAGCGAACUGUCCUGUAACAAUUUGGUAGAGAAGUUUCUUUGUUGCUAAUUAUCCUCUAUUAUGUAUAAUAUAAGCCUCAUGUAGUUGUUGAUGUAAGGGAAUUGUCCGCAUAGUGCCAAUAAGCCUGUGGGUAUUGCCAUUAUGUAUUUUAUGAUAUACCUGGUUUUUAGCCAUAACUAUAACUACCACCAGCAUAGGAAACUACAAAGCUGCAAUUGGUUGAUUGACUCCAUGCCAGCAUAGCCCGAAAAUAUUUUGUGUUUCUCAGAUUGUUCUGGCAAUUCUGACAUAGAAACUUCAUUGGGAUGAAGGAUGUUUGAUGUACUUUUUACAUUUGUAACACAAAUUAGAUUUUUAAAACGUAUCAUGAUGGAAGUGGCCAUUUUAGGCCCUUUUUAAUCCUAUGCGUGACAAACACCUUGGUGUCAUUAUACCCCUAAUAGCUCUAAAAUAUGGACUGUCAUUACAUUCUGAAAUACAAUUUUACACAUUAAUUUAUUCAAGAUUAAAACUAUUAAUAUUAUCUCAAAAGUACCCUUUUUGAUUUUGUUCAGUUUUAGACAUUGUUUUGAACAAUCUAUUUUACUAGCACAUCACAUUUCCAGAGUGGGCUCUGUUACUUUUAACGUUAUGGUUCAAAGGGAACUCCUUCUGCUGGUGAUUUGCUGAAUGUGCAAUCCUACAGUAGGGCUGUGAUUGGUUAAUGAACUAUAAUGUAUUCUUUGUAUUCUGAACAAUAAUAUAAACGCAACAUGUAAAGGUUUGGUCCCAUGUUUCAUCAGCUGAAAUAAAUUAUCCCAGAAAUGUUC
Messenger RNA from Oncorhynchus tshawytscha (Chinook salmon), 3027 nucleotides. Its product is annotated as schwannomin-interacting protein 1. Gene Ontology annotation, biological process: positive regulation of hippo signaling. NCBI's taxonomy places the organism in Eukaryota, Metazoa, Chordata, Actinopteri, Salmoniformes, Salmonidae. Gene Ontology annotation, cellular component: cell junction; plasma membrane. The transcript has 7 exons. The record is from RefSeq and is a predicted model, not a curated record. The coding region runs from base 797 to 1537 and encodes 246 amino acids.